AGGUUUUUACAUAUGUGUAGAUAAUUUACCUACAAAUGAAGAAAAUUUGCCACAUGUGUAGGUAAUUUAAUAUUUAAUUGAUUGCCAAUUUUGGGGGGAAAUUUUCCCACCAACACCAAGUGUGGCUAAAAUCCAUUACCAACACAUAUUAAGUGUUAAUCAUUUAUUAAAAUAUAUUAUCAACCAUUACCCACACAUAUACAAACAUGUGUAGGUAAAUACCCACACAUUUACAUGUGUAGGUAAAUUAUGUGUGGGUAAACACCCUAAUUUCUUGUAGUGUAAAAUUGAAAUUAACACAAGGUUAUAUAAUUAAACUGUAAUUAUUAUACCGACAUUUUUACCUUUUUAUUGCAAAAUUGUCACCUUAAAUUAUUAUUGAUAUGCAAUAUAAAUUAAAAUAAAAAAAAAUCAGGUUGACAGGAUUUUAUCUUUGUCAUCUAAAAAAACUUGAAGGGCUAAUCUUUUUAUUGUUUGUGUAUUGAGGUAUCAUUGUGUUGGUGAAACACGUUGCUUGCGAAGGAAGGAUAUUAUAGACACUCUUUAUGCUGCACUUCCACCCACCAUCGUUAAGUUUAGUUGCGAACUUGAAUCUAUAGAAUUAGACCCAUUUACUACUAAACCAAUUCUUAGGUUCAUUGAUGGAAACACAAUUAGUACAAAGGUUGUAAUUGGUUGUGAUGGUGGCAAGUCGAUUGUUGCUAAAUUCCUUAACCUCAAGCCUACAAAGAUGUUCCCGAUAUUUGCAGUUAGAGGCUUAACUAACUACCCACAUGGUCAUCCCUUCGGUCGUGAGUUUACUAGGUUUAAGAAAGAUGGCAUGCUUGUGGGUAGAUUACCGAUCGACAAUAACAUGAUUUAUUGGUUCUCUGCGCAGCCAUACAUUCCUAAAGAUGAAAGAAUUUGGAAAAAUCCUGAGGUAAUACGGCAAUACACCAUGGAGUUGCUAAGCAACUAUCCCCAAGAAAUUCAAGAAAUGGCUCAAAAUGUAGAGAUGAACUCAUUGUCUUUUACGCACUUAAGAUAUCGUCACCCAUGGGACUUGCUAAUGGGGACAUUUUUCAAAGAAACGGUGGUGGUUGUUGGCGAUGCUAUGCAUGUCAUGGGUCCCUUUUUGGGACAAGGUGGGUCUGCAGCUCUAGAAGACGCGGUUGUAUUAGCUAGAAAUAUGGCUCAAGUAGGUUUAAACCAUGUUGAGAGCGGAAGUAAAGUCAUUGUCCAUAGAGUUGGGAAAGCAUUUGACCAGUUUGUAAGACAACGAAGGAUCAGAGUAGUUCGACUAUCACUGCAAGCUUACCUUAUUGGCACGUUGUUGGUUUCUUCUUCGCGUCUAAAGAGGAUAUUAUGGAUCAUGUUAUUAUUUCUUCUAUUUCCAAACCAGAAUAGUCAUAUGGAUUAUGAUUGUGGUGAUCUUUGAUGCGUUCCAAGAUAUUUAUACUUGUUUCAUGAA
This is a messenger RNA of Helianthus annuus (common sunflower), 1450 nucleotides long. RefSeq names its product monooxygenase 1. Lineage: Eukaryota; Viridiplantae; Streptophyta; Magnoliopsida; Asterales; Asteraceae. The transcript has 3 exons. Gene Ontology annotation, molecular function: FAD binding. The record is from RefSeq and is a predicted model, not a curated record. The coding region runs from base 731 to 1417 and encodes 228 amino acids.